CACACAAACCACGCUCUAACCACAGUUUUCUAAAAGUCCCCAUUCUGCAUUUUGCUUUAUUCCAUCUGGUUACAAAAUGGCUAAAGCCCACGACAGCAGCUGAAACAACAGCUGAGGAUAUUUAAUGCCCAAAGCGGGAGCACCACAGUUCUUCAUCCUGCAACCGGGAAGCCGAGGGAUGGUGAGGAGUUAAAUCUCUCAAAAAACAACAGCUAAAAAAAGCUGCUUCUGUGUGCAGCGAGCAAUACCAAUAAAGCUUGCUUACCUUUAGGCUUAUGCUUUUUGUUGACUGAACAACAAGAUUUUUUUGUUGUUUCUGCACAUACCUACAGUUCCCACACCCAGAGUACUUUGAUGGUAAGUGCAGACACUGAGCAAAGGGAUAAUCGGGGGAAAACAUGCUAAUAUGAACUGUGAAAUACUUUGUAAGUGAAACUGGAGGGAUCUGAGGUCUCUGUGAAGCAUCUGUCCCCGUCCCAGCCGGCCGAGGGGUGCACGGAAGCCUCUGCGGUGGGACAACCCCCGGCCCCGCUCCCGCUCCUCCCGGGCCGCCGCGGGGGCGGGAACCGGUGGGGCCGCCCCGCUCCGCUCCGCCCCGCUCGCCGCUUCCUGCGGGAGGAGGAGGAGGAGGAGGAGGAGGAAGCGUCUCCCCGCCGCCAUGGAGCUGCCGCCGGGCCACUACCUCGCCACCCGGGCGGCAGCGCUGGCCGCCGCCUGCCUCUGCUACCGGCGGGGGAGCCCCGGGCGCGGCCUGGCGCUGCGGGCCGUCCGCCGGGCCAGCAGGCAGGAUAUCAAUGGUGUUGGGCAAAAGUACCACCUGGAAUUGGUGCUGGAAGACGUCCUUGACAAAGACAGUACUGUUAACUGCACUGCUGAAGUUCUUUAUCAUCUGGGCAACAACAUUCCUCCAGAUGUGCAAUUCACAAUUGAAGGAGAACUUAAGAACGCAGAGGAAGCAGAUAACAUAUUCUACAAUCGAAUCAAGAGCCUGGAAAAAGAGCUUGUGGCAGAAAACAUACCAGACAGCCACGGCAACGUGUCCCCAGAAAUGGAGCCUGUCCACCUGCUAGCGUGGGUGGCCUCUGGCUAUGUGAUAUGGCAGAACUCUACUGAAAACACCAAGUUCCAACUUGCCCAAAUUAAACGUGUGAAGCAAGUGAAAAGAAGUGAUGAAUAUCUUGAAUUUGACUACACGAUUCUACUUCACGAAAUGGUGUCCCAGGAGAUCAUUCCCUGGCAAAUGACAGUUCUCUGGCACCCACGGCACAGUGUUCAAGUAACACAGGACAGCCGUCAGCCAAAACACGCAUCGGAAUGAGGGACCACCUGAUACUGCAAUGGAAGAAGCUCAAAUGCUACAAUAAGCAUUGGAAGGGAGGGCAGCUAGGUUGAUGAGGGUGGACAUGCAAUCAAGGUACGAAGAAAAGAAUCCUUCCUCAAUUAAAUUUUUCCUGUACAUUGUGCUUUGAUCUGAUAAUCCAAACGGCACUUUAUGUGCUACCUAAUCAAAUUCUGCAUCAAAAUGAAUUUAAAAAAAACUUCUGUUGCCAGAAUGAAUACUUACGGCACAGGCGCAGAGAUGUUCUCCCUAAAGGCAACUUUUGGCUUUCCUAUGGUGCAAGGGCAACCAUAUUCCCUUUCCAUUCGCUGCAGGGAAAAAAACAGAAUGACAUAGAGAGUUGUUCCAUUGGAACAAUACAUUGGAAAUUAUUUUAUUUACAGAUCUUUCUGAAAUGAGAAACUUAAUCAGAGCUAACCAGUUUUUUGGUUUGGGAUUGAUUUGGGGGGUCUUGGUGGGGGUUUUUUUGUUGUUUUGUUUAAACAUUACAAAUUAUUCACUGUCAUUCUGUAGUCAACCUUGUUGAGGGCCUAUAGCUUUGGCUACAGGAAAAGGGAACAGCAUUAAUUAUUUUAGUCAAGUUUAAGUUUUUCAAGACAAAGACAUCUUUUCUUCAUUCUGUCAACAUUUCAGAUACAUCUAAUGUGUUAGACUAAAAUAUAGACAUCAACUUGAAAGAAAAUAAAUCACUGUAAGUAA
Messenger RNA from Grus americana (Whooping crane), 2038 nucleotides. It is a transcript of the gene LXN, whose product is annotated as latexin. The record is from RefSeq and is a predicted model, not a curated record. Lineage: Eukaryota; Metazoa; Chordata; Aves; Gruiformes; Gruidae. The coding region runs from base 659 to 1318 and encodes 219 amino acids. The transcript has 6 exons. Gene Ontology annotation, molecular function: metalloendopeptidase inhibitor activity.